AUGACAAAUCAAAACCUCAUUGUUUCAACUAUUUUUAUACAAUCACGUCAACAAAAAAAUGGAAAAAGCAACAUAAAUAAUCAAAAAAAUUACACAAGUCUUUUAUCUGAAGAAAAUUUAAAACUUCACAUAGGAAUGAUGCCUUCUGCAAAGGAAACAAAAGCAAACUUAGUACUUGGUUAUGUGGAUCUUCAAAAACAAUUAGUUACUCUCGAGGCUCAACUUCGUAAAGAAGCUGAAGUAGCUCAGGAAAAAUUUAAUUCGCUAUUACCUGAAAACACCCCUUCUGUUAUACCGGAAAUUAUAAAUAUAAAUUCAAUACCGCUUAUACCAAAUCAUAUAUCAUUACCUUUAACAAUUGAAAAUGAGGACAAUAAUUCCUACACAUUGGCAGAUAAUUCUUAUAAAGCUUCACCAAAUACAGUAGAAGAAAUACCAACACUUUUAGAUUCUUUAAUUAAAAAUUUUCAAUCGUUGCGUGUAGAACCAUCAGUACCUCCUUCACCAUCACAAUCAACAGUUAGAUCAAAAAUGUCAUCGUCAAAGCAAAAAGCACCCCUUAAAAAUAUAUUUAUUUCGGCGAAUCCUAAACCACCACAUCAAAGAAACAAUAGCGGUGAUACGACGAAUACUUUUUAUUUACAACAAAAUAGUCCUACUUCAUCUAUUCAUAAUAAUCCAACUUAUACCUCAUUACAAAAUUCUCCAUUUCCGCCUUCAACACCAAUGACUUGUAAUGCACCACACAAUUCAUCACCUUUGUUAAAUUCAACACCGUCUUCACCUAACCAUGAAAAAUCUGAAAUUGAUGCUUAUAAAUCUGUGUCAGAAAAUCGUGAUAGUGGUAUAUCUUUUGUUUCACCUGGACGUAAAUCUGGUAAUCAUUCAAGAGAGCAUUCAAUUUCAUCUUUAUUAAGAAAAAUAGGAACUUUUCAUAAUUUUAAUAAAGAUAACCAUAGUCAAGAUGAAACUCGCAAAGAAAAAAGUUGGGGAAAUAUAUCUUCUAUGGUAAUUGGUUAUAAGGAUCCAAAUUCUGAAUUAUUAGCUUUUAGUGAGAAUUUAUUUAUGACUAAUAUUGAUAAUUCAACAUUAAAAAUUAAAGAACGUUCAGUAACUUUUGAAGAUCUACAAGUAACUAAUUUUGAAGAUUAUUAUACAGCGCCGGAUGUUGUAGAAUGA
Entrophospora sp. SA101 is the source of this 1179-nucleotide messenger RNA. Lineage: Eukaryota; Fungi; Glomeromycota; Glomeromycetes; Entrophosporales; Entrophosporaceae. The record is from the annotation of a GenBank genome assembly.